Molecule: messenger RNA, 795 nt
Organism: Ambispora leptoticha
Lineage: Eukaryota; Fungi; Glomeromycota; Glomeromycetes; Archaeosporales; Ambisporaceae
Source: the annotation of a GenBank genome assembly
ACUUGGGAGUUACUUCAUGUGCUAAGUGAACACGCAGAUUUUGUGUCCUUUGUUUCAUGGUCUCCUAAUGAUUCAAUGCUCUUGACAUGUGGACAAGAUAAUGAAAUUAAGCUUUGGAAUGUGCAAACGGGCGAGUGUGUGAACACAAUGAAGAAACAUACGGAAUUUGUCACAGCGUGUGCAUGGCUUCCAGAUGGAAAAAGCUUUAUAUCAGGCAGUCAAGAUAAAAAUACAUUUUUAUGGGAUCUUGAAGGUACAAUACUAUAUAAAUGGCAUGGACCACGUAUAGUAGAUCUAGCAGUAAAUAAAGAAGGCACAAAGAUGGUGGCUAUUAGUACCGAAAGGAAGAUUCACAUAUACGAUUUAGUCAGCAAGAUGGAAGAAGCUGUUCUAGACGAGGAUGCCGAUAUCACAUCGGUAUGCUUAUCGAAUGACUGUAAAAAUAUACUGAUGAAUUUGGCAUCACAGGAAAUUCAUUUGUGGGACAUCGACCAAAAACGACUUGUCCGUAAAUAUCAUGGGCAAGCUCAGGGUAAAUAUAUCAUUCGUUCUUGCUUCGGCGGUAUUGAUCAAGGCUUCGUUGUUAGUGGAAGUGAAGAUUCGAAUAUUUACGUGUGGCAUCGAGAGCAUGCUGCCUUAAUCGAGGUAUUGUCGGGACAUAGUGGUACUGUUAAUAGUGUCAAUUGGAGUCCAGUUAAUCCUUAUUUAUUUGCUUCGGCUGGCGACGAUAACACUAUACGAAUAUGGGGAACUGCGAAUACCACUGAAACGAAAGAAAAAAUGAAAACACCCUAA